Venturia canescens is the source of this 659-nucleotide messenger RNA. RefSeq names its product 60S ribosomal protein L21-like. Gene Ontology annotation, cellular component: ribosome; cytosolic large ribosomal subunit. Gene Ontology annotation, molecular function: structural constituent of ribosome. The record is from RefSeq and is a predicted model, not a curated record. NCBI's taxonomy places the organism in Eukaryota, Metazoa, Arthropoda, Insecta, Hymenoptera, Ichneumonidae. Bases 151 to 630 code for a protein of 159 amino acids. The transcript is spliced from 2 exons. Gene Ontology annotation, biological process: translation.
UCUGUAUGGUGGAGAGGAAAAAGACCCUACCGAAUUAUCGUCAUCAGUUUGGUAAACUUGGUAAACCAAGACCCUAUAGCUUCUAGCGUAGCGUGGCUUCUAGAUUUUUCACUUUCACGGCUGCUUUCGGCGCAAGACUGAGUCACCGAAAUGACGAACUCAAAAGGCUACCGUAGAGGAACGCGAGAUUUAUUUUCGCGGAAAUUCCGCAAACAUGGAACGAUUCCGCUUUCAACUUAUAUGAAAGUUUACAAAGUGGGGGAUAUCGUUGAUAUCAAGGGCAACGGAGCGGUUCAAAAGGGUAUGCCAUAUAAAGUAUACCAUGGUAAAACUGGACGAGUUUUCAAUGUAACACCUCAUGCUCUUGGUGUUAUUGUAAACAAAAGAGUCCGAGGGAGAGUCAUUGCCAAACGAAUAAACAUUCGUAUUGAACAUUUGACUCAUUCCAAAUGCCGAGAGGAUUUUAUCAAGCGAGUAAAGGAGAAUGAACGAUUGCGGAAAGAAGCUAAGGAAAAAAAUGUGCAAGUUCAGUUGAAAAGGCAUCCGGCUCAACCAAGCGAGGCACAUAUCGUCUCGGGACGUGAAGCCCCUACGCUUCUUGCCCCCAUCCCCUAUGAAUUUAUCGCUUAGAUGAAGUCAAUAAACACCACAUUCUAUAA